CUGCGCGACGCUCCGGCUCCUCCCACAUAUCACGAGAACGCAACGGCCGAGUCUCGCGAGCGCUGCUCUGGGAAUCUCAACUGAAGCUGCUGAGGCAACUGACUGGGUAUUUCCAUUGUCUGCGUCUCCGCGCAGGAGUUGUAUAUUGAAGACAAUGUCUGGAAGCUUCUACUUUGUAAUUGUUGGCCAUCAUGAUAAUCCAGUUUUUGAAAUGGAGUUUUUGCCAGCUGGAAAAGCAGAAUCCAAAGACGAUCAUCGUCAUCUGAACCAGUUCAUAGCUCACGCCGCCCUCGACCUCGUAGAUGAGAAUAUGUGGCUAUCAAACAACAUGUACUUGAAAACUGUGGAUAAGUUCAAUGAGUGGUUUGUUUCAGCAUUUGUUACUGCCGGUCAUAUGAGAUUUAUUAUGCUUCAUGACAUAAGGCAAGAAGAUGGAAUAAAGAACUUCUUUACUGAUGUCUAUGAUUUAUACAUAAAGUUUGCAAUGAAUCCAUUUUAUGAACCCAAUUCUCCUAUUCGAUCAAGCGCGUUUGACAGAAAAGUACAGUUUCUUGGGAAGAAACACCUUUUAAGCUGAAUGCAGAAAAAUUCGGAAAUAAACAAUGUCACUACAACGGAGUAUACUCAGGAAUGUGUACAUUGUAAGUUACUUGAUUAAAUAGCCUGGAAAAGUUUUACUUGUAGUCUCAAUUUAUCUAAACCGAAUGAAAUUCCUUUUAUAUUUAAAAAUAGUCCAUUCAAUUCUUAGAAUUAUUAACAUCAAUAUUUGAUUAUGAACAGUAUUAUUUAUAAAGAGCUCUUUACCGGUAAUCAUGAAAUACUUAUAUUUUAAAAAUUGAGAAUAAGCUUUUGACUUUCUUCAUCAGAUAGGUUGAUUGAUCCUGAUGUAACAAUCCAGAACCAAAUAUUGUCAAGAAUUGAUAGAUUUAAAACAAAAAGCGUCUGCAAUGGGGAAUGAAGUCGAUAGCACGUACAUGGGCUUAUCUCUGCAUCUAGGGAUGUUAUAAAGUGUAUAGGCAGUAUACAGAGUGCUACCCAAGAAGCCGAAGCAAACAGCUUUAGUAGUGCCAAAUGCACGUGGCUGCCCAUCAGAGACUGAGAACAGAGAUCCGGCCGUCAUUCUGGAAUCCUGGAUCUGUGUUUAUAAAAUGGGGCAUUGGGACCAAAGUGACAGAUGAUGUUUUAUUUCCUUUCCCUCAGAUGGUAUACUCAAGAUGAAAUGAACCUGCUGAUAUCUGUACUAGUGAAGAGUUGUAAGGCAGUUUUAGAGCUGUGAACAAAGCCAAGCCUGCAUUACAUUAACAUUUGCACUCAGCCUAGUAGGCUGUACACAGAAGGGUGGGCAUGGUCUCCUGUACUGUAAAUGUCACAAGUGUGGGAUCUUACUGUAAACGAGUAAAUGUCGAUUGAAAAGUAAUAUAACCAGACAUUUUCUGCGCUAAUUGUGAACACUUGAAGAAUUUUGUUCCAUUCUGAAUAAAUCGAGUAAGUAAUUCCAAGUUUGGUCUUAUAUCUGUGUAUGAAGUUGCUACCAUGAUUUUUUACCCCAUCUAUUUAUUUGACUUCUUAAAUAAAGUUGUUUGUCCAAGA
Pteropus alecto (black flying fox) is the source of this 1590-nucleotide messenger RNA. It is a transcript of the gene TRAPPC2, whose product is annotated as trafficking protein particle complex 2. Gene Ontology annotation, cellular component: nucleus; TRAPP complex; cytoplasm. NCBI's taxonomy places the organism in Eukaryota, Metazoa, Chordata, Mammalia, Chiroptera, Pteropodidae. The transcript has 5 exons. Bases 155 to 577 code for a protein of 140 amino acids. Gene Ontology annotation, biological process: endoplasmic reticulum to Golgi vesicle-mediated transport. The record is from RefSeq and is a predicted model, not a curated record.